AUGUCAGUUGCAAGUCGAUUGCGUCGUAUGCGCAAACAACCACCUGAAGGUUGGGAUCUCAUCGAGCCUACUUUGGAUGAAUUCGAAGCGAAAAUGCGUGAAGCAGAAACAGAUCCGCAUGAGGGUAAGCGUCGCACCGAAACAUUGUGGCCGAUAUUCAAAAUUCAUCACCAGCGUUCAAGAUAUAUUUAUGACUUAUAUUAUAAACGAGAGGUGAUCAGUAAAGAACUGUAUCAGUUUUGUCUGGAUACGAAACUUGCUGAUGCCAAACUGAUUGCGAAAUGGAAGAAACAAGGCUAUGAGAACCUCUGCUGUCUUCGAUGCAUACAAACCAGAGACACAAACUUCGGCACAAAUUGCAUUUGCAGGGUCCCAAAAAGCAAGUUGGAUGCUGGCCGAGUAAUUGAAUGUGUGCAUUGUGGGUGUCGUGGCUGCUCAGGAUGA
Molecule: messenger RNA, 444 nt
Organism: Anisakis simplex (herring worm)
Lineage: Eukaryota; Metazoa; Nematoda; Chromadorea; Rhabditida; Anisakidae
Source: the annotation of a GenBank genome assembly